UUGGAUUGGGAAAGAAGUGGAAACAAACAAAAACGCGUACAGAAAAGCUGAGCUACGUGCCAGCUUGAAACUUCUCCUGAGUUCGGGCGCACAAAAUUAGUCAAUCUCGGACCCUAUAACUUGUGCUCCGCAAUCGCAGCCAGCCAAUAGAUUCUUGAGUUCCAUAUAAUUAGUUUCUACAUUUGUGGAAGCACUAGCUUGCACAAAGGAAUCUAUAUAACUAUCUAUCUGGGAUUCUAAAGGUAGAGAGAAAGAAGCAGAAAAAGAAGAAAGAUGCUGGAAGGGAAAGCUACGAUAAGGGAAGCAGACAUGCCAGAAAAGAUGCAGAUGCAAGCCAUGGCUUGUGCUUCUCAAGCCCUUGAUCUGCAUGACGUUUUUGAUUGCAAAUCCAUAGCCGCCCACAUCAAGAAGGAAUUUGACAAGAUGUAUGGGAGUGGGUGGCAGUGUGUGGUGGGCUCUAACUUCGGUUGUUUCUUCACUCAUUCACCUGGAACUUUCAUAUAUUUUGCUCUGGAGACCCUCAAUUUCCUUGUCUUCAAGGCUGCCUCUUCUUGAAUUAUUUCCACCACUUUCACUCUAGAGAGAGAGAGAGAGAGAGAGAGAGAGGAGUUUUUGUAUAAAAUGGUAGUGAAGUAGUUGAGGAGUGCCUCUUUGUAAUUCCCAUCUCCUUUUUUUCUUUGUUAAUAGUUUGUUUUUUUAAUCUGUGGUUGUAUGAGUAUAUGCUUACAAAUACCGACCCAAGUUACAUAAUGCACUAUUGAGAGUUGAAUUAUA
Molecule: messenger RNA, 774 nt
Organism: Pyrus x bretschneideri (Chinese white pear)
Lineage: Eukaryota; Viridiplantae; Streptophyta; Magnoliopsida; Rosales; Rosaceae
Product: dynein light chain LC6, flagellar outer arm
Exons: 2
Coding region: 274-555 (93 amino acids)
Biological process (GO): microtubule-based process
Cellular component (GO): dynein complex
Molecular function (GO): dynein intermediate chain binding; dynein light intermediate chain binding
Source: RefSeq, a predicted model, not a curated record